This is a messenger RNA of Harmonia axyridis, 2395 nucleotides long. Its product is annotated as dynein intermediate chain 2, ciliary. Gene Ontology annotation, biological process: cilium movement; outer dynein arm assembly. Gene Ontology annotation, cellular component: outer dynein arm. The transcript is spliced from 11 exons. Gene Ontology annotation, molecular function: dynein heavy chain binding; dynein light chain binding. Bases 122 to 2329 code for a protein of 735 amino acids. The record is from RefSeq and is a predicted model, not a curated record. Lineage: Eukaryota; Metazoa; Arthropoda; Insecta; Coleoptera; Coccinellidae.
GUCAUUAGUGACAAAUUUGUUUGAUCGAUAUCCAGACGAAAUUGAGAAAGGGGUGAAAAGAUUAUCUUCUCCAGAAGAACAGUUCUCGAGUUCAAUAAGAGUUUAAAAAAUCUAAGUAAAAAUGGCUCCGACAGUUUCCAAGAAAGCAUCAAACCAUCAGAAACCUGCUCCAAGGAAGCCUAUGGGGAAACCAGUCGAAAAAGAAACAUCCGAUUUCGACGAAUGGAGGAAAGCGAAACAAUUACUGAAGCCAAAAGACCAGUUGGAGUUGCCAGAAGCAGAACUGAAAGAAAUAUUGGCCAGAGUAUUGAUGACGACGAACCCUCAGAAACCUGAAGCUCUGGUAGAAUUCAGCUAUAAAGAAGGAAGAUUCAUCGAUGUUCCACCUCCAGGUAAUUUGGUGGUGGCUUAUAGGUUGGAAGGUUCACAGAUUCAUAUCGACACAGAUGAAGCAACCAACCAAUUGAUAGAAAUGGGCUAUGAUCCUGAAGAAUAUCGGGCCCAAGCUAGAGAAGGUAUAGAAGAGGAAGUGAUUGAGGAAGCCAUUCCUGAAGAAACCGAGGAGGUUCAAGAAGAAGAGGCUGCAGCAGAAGAAACUGAAAAACCAGAAGGUGACGAAGAGGACGAAGAAGCAGCAGCUCCUCCAAAGGAGGCUGAGGAGGAAGAACAUGGCGAAGGAGAUGAAGACGAGGCUGAAGUGGCUGAGAAACCCGCUGAAGCACCGAAAGGUAGAAAGAAGAAGCUGACGAACCAAUUCAACUUCUGUGAAAGGGCAUCACUUACAUACAAUCUCCCAGUCAGAAGCCAAGAAAUACAGACCAUUCCGCCUCCUAGAGCCAAUUUUUCAGCCCUUGUCCUCCAAUGGGUUAUCUACGAUGCGUAUCAGAAGGAUUUUGAAGCUCAAGAGCUCGAAAAAGAACUAGAAAAAGAACGAAAGGAAAAAGAGAAAGCUAUGGUGUCGACUAAACCUAAACCGAUAAGGAAGAAACCUGGUAAGGCUCAGAUCAGCGAGGCAGUGAAGAUGAGAAUUGCUGAGGCCUGGAAGGUUUUAGAGAGGAUGAUCAAUCAGAAUACUUUUUACGAUAUAGCAAAGGAUUAUAGAUACUGGGAAGAUCCUGCUGAUGAAUUUCGUGAAGAAGAAGGCACACUUUUGCCUCUGUGGAAGUUCACUUAUGAUAAAGUAAGGAAAAAUACCGUGACUGAUAUUGAAUGGAAUCCUUACUAUUAUGAUCUGUUCGCUGUUACAUUUGGGUAUCUUGACUUCGUCAAGCCAGUGAAGGAAGGAGCUGUUUGUGUGUACACUCUAAAAAACCCAUCAUUUCCUGAUUACAUCUGCAUAACGCAUUGCGCUUGCAUGUGCAUAAGUUCUCAUCCAAAGUUCCCUUACAUGCUUGCCGUCGGUUUGAUAGAUGGCAGCGUUUUUGUCUACAAUAUACAACAAACUUGUAAGGAACCAGUUUACACAAGUAACAUCGUGACCAACAAACACAGAGGAAUUGUGUGGGAGGUGAAGUGGGCUCCAGAUCUGCCAGAUGGAGAAUUGAACUUCUUCUCCAUUGCAUCAGAUGGCAAAAUCAACAACUGGGUCUUGAUGCAGAGCGAUCUAGCUCAUACAACAGUGUUCACUUUGUAUCUACCAAUGGAUCCAGUAGCAGGACCUGAUGGUACCUUCAUGAAAAUGAGAGGUUCCGCAUGCUGUGUAGCCUUUCAUCCAAAAGAUCCCUUAAUAUAUCUGGUUGGAACUGAAACUGGAUCUAUAUAUGAGUGUAGUACGGCAUACAGUUCUAUUUACCUCUUCGUGUAUGAAGCGCACCAUAUGCCAAUCUACAGGAUAGACUUUAAUAGAUACAACACCGAAAUUUUUGCCUCCUGCAGUGCGGACUGGCGGAUCAAAAUUUGGGAACAUAAAAGAGACGAGCCUUUGUUCGUUUUCGACGUUGGAGCUGCCGUGAAUGACGUCAAGUGGGCCCCAUAUUCUUCCACAGUUUUCGCUUCCGUAACAGUAAUAGGAAAAGUUUUCGUCUUCGACAUAAAUGUCAAUAAGUACAAGCCGAUCUGUGAACAAGCCGUGGUAUCUAGAAGAAGAAAUAAACUAGCAAGAUUGGCUUUCAAUUAUAAGUUACCGAUCAUCAUAGUCGGCGAUGACAAAGGGUGUGUUACCACAUUGAAAUUAUCGCCCAAUUUGAGAAUAAUGUGUAAGCCGCCAAAAAAGCAACAAUAUUUGGACCAGUUCACUCUACAGUGUAUGAAACUGGAGAAAUUGCUAGCACUAGUGAGGGAACCGGUUACACUGACUCCUCCACCGGACACCGCUGGAACAGAAGAGUGAUGAAAAUAAUAAUUAUAUAUUUCUUUUGUUUUAUGUAUACAUAAAUAUAUUUUAAUUCUACGAUAA